AUGCGUCCAUCCGAGGGUUCAGAACACUUCCAGGCCUCGGACGCUGGUUAUUCUGAUUCCUCGGCAACAACUGCCGCCGACGAAAUGGACAGGGAAAUCGAGAACUUAGCACGCCAAAUCACAAUCGCCUCGAGACCGCAUAGCCUCCAUGUUCAGGAUGAUGUCCUCAACCCAACAAAGAACAGUCCUUUGGACCCAAACUCGCCUAAUUUCAACGCAGCUGUCUGGACGAAAGCUUUUAUCAGCCUAUAUGAAUCUGAUCCUGCGUCCACCCCAGGUCGGCUCACAGGCGUUGCGUUCAAGCAGCUGAGUGUUUUCGGGUACAGCACCGGAACACAGUAUCAGAAAAGCGUUGGAAAUAUGGCUUUGAGUAUUGCAUCAGAUCUCUUUGGCCUUGUAGGAAGUCGGAACAAGGCUAGGAUUGAUAUCCUGCGAGACUUUGAGGGCUUAGUCGAGCCCGGGGAGAUGCUCCUUGUGCUUGGCCCACCAGGGUCAGGUUGCUCAACAUUGCUCAAAACCCUGGCAGGUCAAACAGAAGGCCUCAAUGUAUCGAAAGACUCGUACAUGAACUUCCGAGGCAUUGAUCCGAGACGAAUGCACGACUGGUUCCGUGGCGAUGUUCUAUAUAAUGCAGAAGUUGAUGUGCACUUGGCUCCUCUUACGGUCGGCGAUACUCUGGAGUUUGCAUCAAGAGCCCGUGUGCCCGCAAAGGUGCCGGCUGGACUUACGAGUAAGCAGUAUGCUCGUAUCAUGCGCGAUGUAAUCAUGGCGGCUUUCGGCAUAACACACACGGUCAACACAAAAGUCGGCGAUGAUUACGUUCGUGGUGUGUCAGGAGGCGAGCGCAAGCGGGUGAGCAUUGUUGAAGCCGCCCUCACAGGUGCGAAGUUUCAAUGCUGGGAUAACAGUACGCGAGGUCUCGACAGUGGAAAUGCUAUUGCGUUUUGCCAGAAUAUUCGAACACAAGCAGACUUGCUGAAUGUAGCUGCUGUCGUAGCCAUUUACCAGGCGCCCCAAUCGGCAUAUGAUCUUUUUGAUAAGGUAACGGUGCUAUAUGAGGGUCGUCAAAUCUUCUUCGGUAGAAUCGACCAAGCAAAGGGAUACUUUGAAAGCCUAGGCUUUUUAUGUCCGGAACGUCAGACUACUCCUGACUUUCUCACUUCAAUGACAUCGCCGAACGAACGUCGUGUCAAGCCUGGAUAUGAGAACAUGGCACCUAGGACCCCCGACGAGUUCGCCGCAAGAUGGAAGGCAUCGCAAGAUCGUGCAAUUCUUAUGGCUAGUAUUGAAGUUUACGAACAAGCCCAUCCGGCUGAGCACCGUCUUGAUGAGUUUCAGCAGAGCAUCAAGGCAGAAAGAAGCUCCUUACAACGUCUCAAAUCGCCUUAUAUGAUUAGCUACCCCCGCCAAGUCAAGCUAUGUCUUUGGAGAGGCUGGAAAAGACUGGUUGCCGACCCCGGUUUUACCAUUUCUUCUCUCGUGUUUAAUAUUAUUGUAGGGUUCGUGCUUGGAAGUAUGUUCUUCAAUCUCAAAGCCGAUUCAAGCACGUUCUACUACCGUGGUGGCUUGAUAUUUUUCGCUUUGUUGUUCAACGCUUUUGCUAGCGAAAUGGAGGUCCUUACUCUGUAUGCCCAGAGACCAGUCAUUGAAAAGCAUAAUCGCUAUGCUCUAUACCAUCAAUCCGCCGAGGCAAUAUCAAGUUACGUCACGGAGCUUCCUUACAAGAUUAUCAAUGUUUUCACCUUCAACUCAAUUCUAUACUUCAUGGCCAACUUGAAGCGCGAACCUGGGCCAUUCUUUUUCUUCUGCCUCGUGUCAUUUACAGUUUUGCUCGCCAUGUCCGGUAUCUAUCGAACGAUGGCGUCUCUAGCAAGAACAUCACAUCAAGCAAUGGUUCCUGUUACUAUCGUAACUAUAGGAGUCAUGAUGUACGCAGGCUUUACGGUACCUACCUCCUACAUGCAAGGGUGGUCAAGGUGGAUGGGCUAUAUUAACCCCCUAUCUUACGCAUUCGAAUCAUUAAUGGCGAACGAAUUCCACGGACGAAUGUUCUCAUGCGCUGGUCUUGUUCCAUCUGGUCCUGGAUAUGACGAGCUGCCUCUGAGCGGACGCACAUGCGCCGUUGUCGGAGCAGUGCCAGGCUCGAAUAUGGUGGAUGGUGAUCGUUACAUCGAAGAGUCAUUCGGAUAUUUUAAUGCUAAUAAGUGGAGAAAUGUCGGUAUCCUCUGCGGUUAUAUCGUCUUUUUCUUCAUCGCGUACAUCAUUACUGCGGAAUAUGCCAAGCCGCCUAAAAGUGAAGGCGAAGUCCUCAUCUUCCGACGUGGGAAGAUGCCGGCUGGGCUUGAUGAGAAACUCCGAGCGGAUGAGGAGCAACAAAAUAGGGAAACUGUCCUUACCGAAAAGAUUCAAUCAUCAGGAGCAGAAAAGCAUACCGACUUGAAAAGACCGAGACCAAGCGCGUGCGAGAAGCCUAUAUUUCACUGGGAGGACAUAUGUUAUGAUGUGAAGAUAAAAGACCAAGAUAGACGCAUCCUGGAUAACGUCGACGGAUGGGUUCAGCCCGGUGUCAUUACGGCUCUCAUGGGUGCAUCUGGUGCCGGCAAGACGACACUUCUCGAUGCCCUUGCAACACGCGUCACCAUGGGCGUUCUAUCUGGUAGCACUAUGGUGAAUGGCCAGCCUACAGAUAAAUCUUUUCCACAUCGUGUUGGUUACGUGCAGCAACAGGACGUUCAUAUGGAUACAAUGACCGUCCGAGAGGCUCUUGAGUUUAGUGCUCUGCUAAGGCAGAGUGCUGAGAUCCCUCGAGCAGAGAAGCUAGCCUAUAUCGACGAAGUCAUCAAUCUCCUCGAUAUGGGCGACUUUGUGGAUGCCGUUAUUGGUUUUCCUGGCCAGGGCCUCAAUGUUGAGCAACGUAAGCGACUUACCAUUGGCGUCGAACUCGCCGCUCGGCCGCAACUUCUUGUAUUCCUGGAUGAGCCUACAUCUGGGCUUGAUUCCCAAACCUCAUGGGCCAUUUGCGACCUUAUUGAGAAGCUUGCGAAGAGUGGUCAGGCAAUUCUGUGCACCAUCCAUCAGCCUUCGGCCAUGUUAUUCUCGCGUUUUGAUAGGCUACUUCUGCUCCAGCGUGGCGGGAAAACGGUGUAUUUCGGAGAUAUUGGCACGAAUGCCAGAACUAUGAUCGACUAUCUCGAACGCAAUGGCGCACCUCCUUGUCCUGUUGACGCAAACCCCGCCGAGUGGAUGCUUAAGGUUACAACCCUCUCGGAAGACGGUCCAAACUGGUUCGAUAUUUGGAGGUCAUCCUCAGAAUAUCAAGAGUUCAAGAAUGAGCUUGGGCUCCUCCGUCAAUUAGCGGGAAACCAAAGCCUACAAAGCGCUCCAGCUGCUCAGCAUGAAUUCGUAACUUCGUUCUGGACCCAAUUCGGUGAAGUGUUCUCGCGCACUGCGAAGCAUUUCUGGCGCUCCCCUGUAUACAUAUGGUCAAAGCUGACUUUAACCAUAUUGCUCGCGCUUUACAUCGGGUUUACGUUCAAAUCAGAGAACAGCCUCCAGGGAAUGCAAAAUCAGCUCUACGCUUUCUUUAUGUGUUUGACGACGGUCAAUGAAUUCAGUAAACAGAUCAUGCCUAUGUUUAUUCCGCAGCGGGCUUUGUAUGAAGUGCGAGAGAGACCAUCCAGAGUCUAUCGGUGGACAACCUACAUCCUUUCCAACAUCGCCAUUGAAAUGAUCUGGAAUACCAUCGCGGCCGUCAUUUUCUUUUUUUGCUGGUACUAUCCUGCAAGAUUCUUCCAUAACACCACUCCUGACGAUGUCAGCAUCCGUGGGUUUACCGUGUUUCUUUUCAUGUGGACGUUUUUCCUCUGGAUGAGCACCUUCUCACAACUCGCCAUCGUUGCAAUCGAAACGGCCGACUUGGCCAGCAUACCCGCCAGUCUCUUCGCUAUCCUCUGCAUGUCCUUCUGCGGCAUCGGUGUCAUCCGUGCUGAUUUGCCUGCUAUUUGGAGCGACUUCAUGUAUUAUGUCAGCCCGAUGACAUAUUUGGUGAGCGGUGCCUUAUCGGCUUGCUUACAUGGCUCCAAGGUUGUGUGCGCGGCGAAAGAGAUCGUACAGAUCCCACUUCCGUCAAACAUGACUUGCAGCGAGUUCCUUGGGCCGUUCGUGCAAGGGGCUGGUGGAUAUCUUGUCGAUACUACAACGGCAGGUCUUUGUGGGUAUUGUCGCCUUGCUACUACUGACGACUUUCUUGCGCAUUUUGAGAUCAAAUAUGAUGAUCGGUGGCGGAAUUUUGGACUUCUUUGGGUCUACAUUGGGUUCAAUGUUUUGGCCGCCUGCGGUCUAUAUUGGCUUGCAAGAGUUCCCAAAAGCCAAGGCGUAAUGAGGAAGUAG
This is a messenger RNA of Colletotrichum truncatum, 4389 nucleotides long. Its product is annotated as ABC transporter. Lineage: Eukaryota; Fungi; Ascomycota; Sordariomycetes; Glomerellales; Glomerellaceae. Gene Ontology annotation, cellular component: membrane. The record is from RefSeq and is a predicted model, not a curated record. Gene Ontology annotation, molecular function: ABC-type transporter activity; ATP binding; ATP hydrolysis activity. Gene Ontology annotation, biological process: transmembrane transport.